Messenger RNA from Mauremys mutica (yellowpond turtle), 6087 nucleotides. It is a transcript of the gene ABI3BP, whose product is annotated as ABI family member 3 binding protein. The record is from RefSeq and is a predicted model, not a curated record. The transcript is spliced from 56 exons. Gene Ontology annotation, molecular function: protein binding. NCBI's taxonomy places the organism in Eukaryota, Metazoa, Chordata, Testudines, Geoemydidae. Gene Ontology annotation, biological process: extracellular matrix organization; positive regulation of cell-substrate adhesion. Bases 82 to 4758 code for a protein of 1558 amino acids.
CUUAGUGCAGCUUGCUCUGUUCCAGCUGUUAAAAGACAAAACCUGAAAGUCCAGAUCAACGCAACUGAUGAUACUAUUUGCAUGAAAUACCUUCGGCUAAGUCCAGACACCAAACUCCAAGGCUUCAUCCUGGGAUAUGGAAGCAGCAGCUUCUCUAACCAGUAUAUCCCUCUGCCUUCACAAGGAAAAUCCUAUGUAACGGAAGUUGAUGCUGAGCCAAGAUACUUGAUUACGGUGCGACCUGCACCCGUUCCAAGUCACAAGAAAACCUGCUCAGGUAAGACCAAGACUCAAAAGCCUCUCCAGCUGGUGAUUGGCACUUUGACCCCGACCUCUGUUUACCUGUCCUGGGGCAUCCUAGUCAAUCCACAGCAUGACUGGACUGCAAUGAGUAGCUGUGCUAGUGACAGAUUUUAUACAGUUCGCUACAGGGAAAAGGAUAAAAGCAAGAAUUGGGGUUUUCAGCUUUGUCCAACUACGGAGACAGUAGUGGAGAAUCUGAAGCCCAACACGCCUUAUGAAUUUGGAGUGAAAGACAACACAGAAGAUGGGAUUUGGAGCAAGAUUUUCAAUCAUAAAACCAUCCUAUUUAAUAAAAACAAAGAAAAUGGACAGCUCCAGAAUACCUACAAGGUCAUACCUAAUAUCCAAACACAGCUCAUACUAAAAGAUGGUCCAAAACUUGUCCCUGUUACAAUAAUCAAACAAGUAAUUCAAAAUGUCACACGUCGGAUGCUGCCUAAAACCACGGACAGGCCUUCCGUGGCAGGAGCAAUACUAGUGCACCUUAUCAUUCCAGGCCUCAAUGAAACACCACAACAGAAACUUCCUAAACCUGAGACAUUGGGCAUAGCUGAAACACCAAAGAAAAUAUUGGUUACAAAUGAAACCCAAAUAUGGCCUGCUGAAUCCAAAACACCAAAAGUGCAAGAAAUCUCCCCACGGGCCUUCCCAGCUACCAUUGAAUCAGUUCAGGAAAGCAUUAAACCUACCAUGUCUGCUUCCUCAGAAAAAUCAGAGGCAUCUCCAGCUCACAGUAAAAAUGAACUGGAAUCCGCACGACCUAGCAUAGCACCUACGACCAAAUUACCAUUGAACACACUGGCUCACAGUGAAACUGACAGUGGACUUGAAGAAACAAAAUCAAUUCCUAAACCUGACCCGUCAAAAACUCAAAACAUACUGGCUUCUAAUGAAAUGCAGCUGAUUCCUUCUGGAUCCAAAAUAUCUGAUACGCCAAAAAUACUACAGACAAAACCUGCUACCAAGAAACCAGCCCUGAAAUCUACAUCUUUUCCUUCCAUGGAAACCCCAGGGACAGUGACGGCUUUUGAUGAAACACAGUUUGUUUCUUCAAGAUCCAAACCAUCUGGUAUCCCAGAAAAGCUACCAACCAAAUCUGUAACUAUUCAAACAACUCCGAAACCUGUUACACCUGAAGCUAGUAAAGCAGAAGUUGCUUCAUAUGACUUUCUGCAUGUUUCUUCCACUCCCCAAACAUCUGAAAUUUCAGAAAUAUCAGUGCUAGAAUCUGUUACAAAUAGCCCUGACCUGGAAACAUCUGUGCCUCUAAUUUCCAGAAUACCUCAUUUGCUAGGAACAACAAUGGCUUUCGAUGAUACUCAUCCUGUUUUUUCAAACCCCACAACAUCCAAUGAGCCUGAUAGAACAGAUCUCAAACCAGCAGCAACAAGUGAACCCACUCUGGAAUCUUUCUCACCUAAAACUUCUAGUCCUCUUGAAUGGCCAAGAAAAACGUUGGCUCCAAAUGAAGCACCACUUAUUCCUUCUAAACUGAAACCAUCUCCUCUUCCAGAAGUGCAGCAUGUGAAACCUGUUCAAAAGCCACCACUUUUGGAGCAUAGUACACCUAAAGCUUCAAAGACUAUUGAAAGGCCAAAGGCGACACUAGCUCCCUGGGAAACAAAGUUUGUUCCUUCUACACCUAAACCAUCUGCCAGACCCAAAAUGCAACGAACUAAACAUGCAGAAAAAGCAAUUCAUUUGGAAAGCAAUACACCUAAAUUUUCUAACCCCCUCGAACUGCCAAGGACAACACUAGCACCCAGUAAAACAAAACGAAUUCCUUCCAAACCUAAAGUCUCUCUCCAUCCAGAAGAACCCAAGACAAAACCAGCAGCAACCAGGGAACCUGUUCCGGUGCCAGUCACUAUUAAGAUUUCUUCUAUUACUGCUACUACUAAGACUCUUGAACAUCCGAAAUCUACAAUGGUUUCAUAUGAACCACAACACAUUCCUUCCAAACCUAAAGCAUCUGCCAGUGCCAUGCCAGAAAUGCCACAUAGUAAACCUGAAUCCAGUGAAAUACAUUUCACACCUUUGAAGCCCAAAUCAUCUUCUGAACCUAAAAUGCCUCAAUCUAAACCUGCUCCAACUGAAACACAGUUCAUUCCUUCCAAACCUAACACGUCCCCAGAGCCAGAACUACCACAUCCUAAACCUGUCCUGGAACAUAUUACACUUAGAAUUGAACCAGCAAGGUCAACAAUAGCUCCAAAAGAGACACGACGUGUUCCUUUGAAGCCUAAAACAUCACCCAAACCUCAUGUGCCACAGACAAAACCUGCCCCAGAAGCAGCUAUAUUUAGAACUGAACAACCAAAGACACCAUUAGCUCCAAAAGAGGCACGGCGUGUUCCUUCAAAACCUAAAUCAUCACUGAGCCCAGAUGUGCCACAAACCAAACCUGCUCCAAAAGAGACACGGCGUGUGCCUUCCAAACCUAAAACAUCACCCAUCCCAGACGUUCCACCAACCAAACCUGCCGCGAAAGACAAUCGACGUGUCCCAUCUAAACCAAAAACAUCACCCAGCCCAGAUGUACCACAAACAAAAUCUGUUCCAAAAGAAACUCAGCGGGUUCCUUCCAAACUUAAAACAUCACCUAGUCCAGAUGUGCCACACACUAAACCUGCAGGAGCCAUUCGAUCCCUCCAAGAGCCAGUCACUGCUACAACUCCUCAUUCUCUUGAACGAGCAAAGGCAACACUGGCUUCAAGUGAAAAACUGUUCAUUCCUACUAAACCAAAAACAUCCAUCAAGCCAGAAAUGCCACAGACCAAACCUGCAAUACAUCAAACAUCCCCGCAGCCACUCAUAACAAAACCUUCUGUCACCUCUAAACAGACAAAGGCAACAAUGGCUCCAAAAGAAACACGACUCAUUCCAUCCAAACCCAAAACAUCUGUCAGGCCAGAAGUACUGCAGACUAAACCUGUUCCAAAUGAAACAUACCAGAUUUCGUUCAAGCCCCAAACUGUUCUAACAACUGAAAAUCCACUCUUGAAAACUGCUUCCUAUGUGAUUCAUACAGAAACCAUUAAACCUAAAAUAUCAAAACCAUUUGGCAAAACAGAGGCAACCCUGGCCCCACAUAAAGUGCGUCUCACUUCUGCAAGACCCAAGAUAUUUGAUAAGCCACAGACCAGACCUGCACUAAACAAGACAACACCAGGACCUGGUAGAACAAAAACUGCUGGAGUGAUGAGAUGGGGUGGGACACCAACAGAAACAGUUCAGAAUUUUACCAACUUUCUCAUGGGCUCAAAUAUAUCACUGGAAUCCAAUAUUACAAGGAAAAAGCCAGAUUCCGUAGCUACAGCACCUGGCCGUCGGCAUCCUCCCUUAGCUCCUGCCAAGCCCACACAGGUGCGAAGAAAACCGUUGCCUCCAAACACAGUGACUGGUAAACCAGGGAGUGCAGGAAUUGCCUUGAAGUCACGAGCUCCACCUUCUCCCACAACUAUUGUAGCUAAAUCUACUGGACCAACCAUAUCUCUGAAGAUGGAAACGCCAAGAAAGAAGCCAACAGUUUCUGCUUCUCCAGAGGACUAUGUUAAUACAACUGUCUUCAGCUCGAAUCCUACAUCAGAGACUGAUUCUCUGGGCAAACAACGGUUCACAGGCCCUCACGUCAAGUACAUACCAAAAAAUGACAGUGAGCCAUGUUCUAUUACAAGGACUCUCAAAUACUUCCAAGAAAAGAAGGUCAGAGAAGAGGAAAAUGUUACUAGCCCUCCACAAAAUCCUCCUUCCAACCUCACUGUGGUGACAGUCGAGGGUUGUCCAAGCUUUGUCAUACUGAACUGGACAAAACCGGAAAAUGAUACCGUUACCUACUAUGUGGUUUUAUCAACUGUAAAUGGAACAUCUAAUGGAACGGAGAAGAUCACUAUAACUACAAAGCAAACCCACUGUAUAGUGGAAAAUCUGGAACCUAACAGAAGUUAUGACUUCCGGGUGAAAGCCAAAAACCCUCGUGGUGAAGGUCCAAGCACCGCUACGGUCCUAUUUUCUACUGAAUCAGCGGACCCAAGAGUGAGCGAGCCAAUUUCAAUGGGAAAAGAUGCCAUCUGGACUGAAGUCCCUUUCAAUUCCGACUCCUAUUCAGAGUGCAAAGGGAAACAAUACGUCAAAAGGACCUGGUACAAGAAGUUUGUAGGCGUGCAACUGUGUAACUCCCUGAGAUAUAAGAUUUACCUCAGUGAUUCACUUACAGGACAAUUUUACAACAUAGGAGAUGAGAGGGGACAUGGAGAAGAUCAUUGUCAAUUUGUGGACUCAUUUUUAGAUGGACGGACAGGGCAGCGAGUUUUCCCAGACCAGCUACCAACCAAAGAUGGGUUCUUCAGAGCAGUUCGCCAAGAACCUGUCAAGUUUGGAAAAAUAGGUGGAGAGACCCAUAUUACCUACGUUCAUUGGUACGAGUGUGGAACUUCAAUACCUGGUAAAUGGUAGCUGCUACAUGAACUUGGAAAUGAAAGAAGGUCUAUCACUACCCUGCCCUUACCCCCAACAAGUUCAGAGAUGGAAAUGUUUAUGGCCCUCCUGUCAUUUAAACAUGUUUACCUAUGUAUAAAGUUUAUAAAACUCUAAUGACAAUACUGCUUUGUGUUUAAUAGCAUAGGCUGCUUACUAUAGUUACUCCAUUUUACCAAAAAGCAAGCUAAGCACAUGUCAUAGGAUAAGGUCUGGGGAAGCUGGCUCCCUAUAUUGUGGGUAUCAAGGUACAGUUUAUAUGGUAUUUUAAAAGAUACAGUUUGUAUAUUAUUUAUCACAAUGUUGUAAUAAAUAUUUUGAGGGAGAGUUAUGGCAAAGCUGAUCAUGAAACUGCAGUAUACAUUAAUUUUAGAUAUGCAUUCUGAUUGUUACUGAAAUAUAUAGUGUCCUAUGCUACCUGUCGAGGUAAUUCCGUAAAGUCUAAUUCAAUAAUUUAAGUACAUGGGGAAAGCUCUCAAACUGACUUCUGUACUUUAUAAGUUCUCAGAUUGAAGUGCUUUUCCCCUUACAGCUAACUAGACAAUUUGUGCUCUUGCCAAAAUUGGAAGAAAGCUUGUUAUAUUUUAAUGCUUUAGCACCAAGAAAGCAAUUCUAAUUUUUUUUAAAAAGCAGAGCUUCAAAUCUAUGACAGAAGUGUAGAUUCUGUCACCAAGAAACUCAAUAGUAGAAACACAUCCUAUAAGUUUAACCACAUGACCAGGCAGUGUCCCUAAACACAGUUGCUACUUAAAAUAGAACCUGAUCAACUUGGCAUGGAGUACCACCAAAGCUAAUUUAAUAGUAUUUUUAUUUAAUCAGGCUUUCAGAUAGGCAUUGUGCAUGGGGAACAGAAGUCAAAUCUGCUUCUACUGCAGUGAGUUUUCUGAAGUUUUGAUGAACUACUUUGCAGGCCAAAUGUAUAGCACCACAAAAUUUAAUGAGGUGUAGGAGGAUAUGUUCGAAAUACCAGUCUUUAAAGCACAAUCAGGUUUGCUUUAGUAAAAAAAAAAAAAAAAAAGAGCUUUUUUAAAGAAUUGUUAGUGUGAGACAAGGGGCAAAGUAGAAUGAAAUUAAUUUUCUCAAAAUUACUUUAUAGUAGUUCCACUGAAAAUCUACUUACCCUGUCUUCCCUUCCCAAAAUACUAGAUGUUGUAUUGCUUGAACAUUUAUGAACUAAAUAAAGAGAUUUUUUUUUAAGCAGGGUGUUUAUUCAUUGUUUUAAAAAGGAACACCAAAGAAAUGUCAUUUCUAGAAAAUGCCUUAUAAAGUACAUUGCAGGUACACUGUACUCUAAUAAAAUAUUUUUUA